AGAACGUGUUCGCUGUCUAAAGUGUUCGAGCUCUUGAAUCUUCGCGGUGGCAAUCACAUCCACAAUGCACCAUUGUUGCGACUGCACAUUGCUCCAGUAAUGCGAGUACUUUUCAUUGUGCUCGCUUUCCUUGCAACUGCUUCCUGUCUCUGUAAAAUUGGUGGAAAGGACCGCAGUGAGAAUGAAAAAUGGACCAAUGACAACUUCAUGGUACAAUGCCAGAGGACAAAAAAGGGCUGGAAAGCAAAAGUUAUAGGAUGUGUGGUAGAUUCCCAUGAGAUCCCCGUUGGUGGCAAGCUAUUACUUGGAAAAACAGCUUACCUAUGCGAAAAGUCAAAGGAAGGGGUGGUAUUGCGUUAUCUUUGGUACUAAUCAAAGAGCAAUCCUCAAUAAAUAUUUCCACUUUUA
Messenger RNA from Cylicocyclus nassatus, 408 nucleotides. The record is from the annotation of a GenBank genome assembly. NCBI's taxonomy places the organism in Eukaryota, Metazoa, Nematoda, Chromadorea, Rhabditida, Strongylidae.